Molecule: messenger RNA, 654 nt
Organism: Cladocopium goreaui
Lineage: Eukaryota; Dinophyceae; Suessiales; Symbiodiniaceae
Source: the annotation of a GenBank genome assembly
AUGGUGGACUCGGAUGUUUUUUUGACCCGCCAUGGCGCACGCAUUGACAAAGAAGACAGGCAUUGGCUUUCGAAGGCGGGACACCAUCGCAGGGACGACCCGCAGCUGUCGCCCGCAGGGCACUUGGGAGCUGCGGAGCUGGCGGCCAAGUGUCACCAGCUGCACCAAGAGAGGCCUUUCGCACACAUCAUCAGUUCGCCCUUUGUGCGCUGUGUGGAAACAGCCCUGCCCGUAGCCAAGUCGCUGGAGCUUCCGAUCAAAGUGGAGCCGGGCAUCUGCGAGAUCCUCACGGUCUUCCCCCCGGGCUUCCUGGAUGCGGAGGAACUGCAGAAAGAUUUUGGGUCCAUAGACCUCUCCUACCAGCCCUUCCUGCAACGUUCGCAGCUCCGUGGCGAGAGCUCGGACUUCCAAGCGGCCGAGCGCGCGGCCAAGACGGCCAGGGCGCUACGGGAGAAGUUGCCAGGACGCAUUUUGUUCGUUGGACACGGCGCUUCCUGCUUGGGCAUUGCGGGGGCUUUUGGGAGGGAAGACUACGUCGGCUACACCAGUUUGAGCCACUUUGUGUAUGAUGGCACCUGGAGAGUCAAGAGCUUCAAUGCUGUGGAACAUUUGAGUGACAAAGAAACUUCACUCGCCAGCGCGUUCUGAUAAAAA